This is a messenger RNA of Sardina pilchardus (European sardine), 1979 nucleotides long. RefSeq lists its product as uncharacterized. Bases 255 to 947 code for a protein of 230 amino acids. NCBI's taxonomy places the organism in Eukaryota, Metazoa, Chordata, Actinopteri, Clupeiformes, Clupeidae. The transcript has 2 exons. The record is from RefSeq and is a predicted model, not a curated record.
CCAUCGCACAAUAUCACAUUUUUUUUGACGAAAAUGGCUGCCUCUCAGAUUUAAACCUCACUGCUACAGCAAAAAAUAUCCGCUAUAUAAACCAUUCGAAGAGCAAUCGGUUGUCGGAAAGCAUUUUGGAGGUUUCAAGGAUGUCGUAAUGCAGGCAUAAAUAAGACUAUGCUUUGGUUUCAAGGAUGGAAGAUAUAUCUGUUUCAUAUUUAACCCGUUGCAUUCCAUGAUCCUAUCUGCGUACCGUUGAGAAAAUGAUGCACCAAGUUGCCAACAACAACGACUACGGUCUGGGUGGUCUGUCUGAGGAGGGCCAGCACUCUGCUAGCCAUUUUGAACUGUGCAGCUCACAGACCAAACAGUUCUACCCCUCUGUCCCACCGCCCUCGACCGCCUUGCAAUUGCCCCUCAGCAACCUGCCCCCACUGCCCCAGAGCAUGCUCAAGCCCAUGUCAUGCCAAAUGCAGGACAACCCCAACGACUUCCACCCGCAGUCGGUGAGGAUGAGGAGCAGCAACGAGGCACCGGAGGGGUCCAAGAAGAAGAAGGGCCUGGGCAAGUCUGGCCGGCGGGGGAGGCCCUCGGGCACCACCAAGUCCGCAGGCUACCGCACGAGCACCGGGCGACCGCCAGGCACGACCAGGGCGGCCGGCUUCAAGACCAGCCCGGGGAGGCCACUCGGCACCACCAAAGCCGCGGGCUACAAGGUCAGCCCGGGACGCCCCCCUGGGAGUAUUAAGACACUGGCCCGGCUCAAUAAACUAGAGUACGGUACGAGCAACGGUGCACCUUUCCCCUACGCCAUGAUGCAGAAGAGAGCACUGAGCGACGCAGCUGUCAAAGAGAAAGACAAUAACGACCAGAGAUGCGCACAGGUCUUUGAGCUCGAGUCCGGGUCGAGUUUGAAGACCCUGAGCUCGAGUCCGAGUCAAGUGUCAAGCCUCUGAGAGAUGAGUCUGAGUUGAGUCUUAAAAGUGUUUGAUAACAAAGCCUGAGUUGAGUCUUGAAGUUUUUUUCUAUUUAUUCAGAACGAGGGAAGGAUAGAGGAGGAGGAGGAGGAGAGGUUAAGUGGGAGCACAUGUCCAAAGUGCUGGUGUUGAGAGUGUCUUUGAGAUACUUGUACAUCCAAAAUGUGCAGAGUCAGAAAGGACUGCUUUUUGAUACCUACACUAACACUAUGUAUGCCUCAUUGUAAUAUCAUUACGGUCCUUUUGUCUAUCCUUAUCCAAAGAACAUAACCAUGCCCUAUUAUCUCAACAUGUAUGUUAUAUUGCUGUACAAAUGUGCAUGAUGGUAGCCUUGUCAAACAAAUAACUCACUUUUUCAGAACAUGAUACUGGUAAGUAAUUUCGGUUCACUUGAUGUCACUCCAAAUGACUGAAAUGGGAUGGAUGCGUUCAUGCUAUUCUCCUUUUGUUAAGUCAGCCUACAGUAUGCCUGCAUACACUGUGCUGCCCCCACUGUUAUCCACACCCUAAGGUACAGGUGAUCCAGCCAUCAGCUUCUGCAAGUCACAAGUUGCAUUUGAAUGGAACAAUAAAACAUUGACAUAUAUUAAUCUCUUCUUUUGUGUGUUUGUGACAGGUGUUGUUUUGUGAUGUCCUUAUAUUACCCUAUGCUUUGUAUUGAUUUGUAUACAACCGUGGUUUGUUCUUAGUUGGGGAUUGAAGGAUUUUUUUUUUUUUUUUAAAGAUGCAAUUUUUAAAAUGAUGAACAUAUAUUGGUUUGAAAGCAAAGAUGGAUGUUGAACAAUGUUGUAUUUCCAAUAGUAUGUAAAUAUGAAUGUUUUGUCUAAGUUAUACUCUGUGAUUUGGUCUGUGCAGUGUACUUACAAUCUACUGUUGAUCAAACCCAGUAUGGCAAAUGUGUGACUUCACUUUUGGUUCAUUCUCUUUUUUAUCUUAUGAUCAAACUGCUAAAUGUGUCAUGACACAAAUACAUAUGAAUAGCCAAUAAUAAAUAUCACUCAAAUAAUCUAA